UGCUCGGCUGGCCCACCCACUCGGCCGCUGGUGGCGGGAGGUGCGACCAGCACGAGGGAAAAGGCCAGCAGCGGGGCGCCGAGGGUUACUCGACCCCGUCCCGGCGCCCCGGGACGCGCGGAAGGGGAGUGGGGGUGGGUGGCGGAGCUGACGACCUACCAGGUCUGGGGGCGUGGGCUCUCCUCCGACCUCGGGGACCCAGAGGGCCUGGGACCUGGGUCCCGCCAGCGCGCGGAGGCUGUCCAGGCGGGGGGGGGGGGGGGCGCGGAGGGUGGCCCCCGCGGACCCCGCUCGCGCCUUCCCUCCCGCUCCCUCCCUCCCCGCCUGUUGUUUUCUUCUCCUCUCCCGGCUGCGCGCCGCCGGAGCCCCACAGGACCUGGGCAGGCGGCUCCCGCCCCGGGCGCCCGCGGCAGCUGAGCGGAGCGCCCAGAGCCCGCUCCCCGUGCACUCGCUCGCCGCGUCCCUGCGGCCCGGGACGCCCGGGACAACCCCCUCCCCCCGCUUCUCCCCCCCCCCCCCCCGCCAGGGGCUUAACUCCUCUCCGACCGCCCCCACCCCAGUCCUGUCGUAGAGAAGCCUCGGCCCCACAUCUGGACCUGCUUGUUUCUUCAAAACAACAGCCCCCCCCCCCCCCCCCCCCCGGCGCGCGCGUGCCACCUCCCCUUUGCCACUAUGUACAAGCACCCUCCCCUUCUCUCAUCCCCACCUGCGGCCCUUCUCCCCACCCUCCAGCCAUUCAGCUUCGACCCCCAGGACCCAGUAAACACAGGUCUGCAGAACCGAGCCCAGCCCCCCCCCCCCCCCCCCCCCCCGCCCCGGAGUCUCCCCUCCUGGCUGUCCCUUCCCACUACCCUUGGGGCCUAGCAGGCAGGGCCACCCAAGCACACCUCUGCAGGCAUGGCCGGGAUCAGAACAGGGGGCGUGAAGACCCCAGGCCCCUUGGGAGCCCUCCAGAGCCCAGCCCUCUGGGGUCCCCCAUCCUCACCCCAGGGGUUACCAGCAACCCAAAUGCUGCCCCGCUCUGAGCUGGUGUCCCUAGCACUGGUCAUCUACGGCCAGGAUGACGGUCCUCCCGGCUCUGAGGACCCUGAGCGUGAUGACCACGAGAACCAGCCCCGGCCCCGGAUGCCUCGGAAGCGAGGCCACCUCUCACCUAAGUCCCGCCUCGUGGCCAACUCCACUCUCCUAGGGCUGCUGGCUCCCCCCGGGGAGGCAUGGGGUGUCCUUGGCCAGCCCCCCAACCGCCCGAACCACAGCCCCCCACCGUCGGCCAAGGUGAAGAAAAUCUUCGGCUGGGGUGACUUCUACUCCAACAUCAAGACGGUGGCCCUGAACCUGCUCGUCACGGGGAAGAUCGUGGACCACGGCAACGGGACCUUCAGCGUCCACUUCCGACACAACGCCACCGGCCAGGGCAACAUCUCCAUCAGCCUCGUGCCGCCCAGUAAAGCUGUAGAGUUCCACCAGGAGCGGCAGAUCUUCAUCGAAGCCAAGGCCUCCAAGAUCUUCAACUGCCGAAUGGAGUGGGAGAAGGUGGAACGGGGCCGCCGGACCUCGCUCUGCACCCACGACCCGGCCAAGACCUGCUCCCGAGACCACGCUCAGAGCUCAGCCACCUGGAGCUGCUCCCAGCCCUUCAAGGUCGUCUGCGUCUACAUCGCCUUCUACAGCACGGACUAUAGGCUGGUCCAGAAGGUGUGCCCAGAUUACAACUACCACAGUGAUACCCCCUACUACCCCUCCGGGUGACCCCGGGCAGGCCACAGAGGCCGGGCUGGGGCUGGAAGGACGGGCCUGCCCGCGGAGGAGGCCAUCUGGCUGGAUACUGGGCAGGGACACGGGAGGGACCUCAGGCAGGGAAGGGGGGUGGUGGAGAGAAGGAGAUGCCAGGUGGGGCCGGGGCCAAGUCUCACGUGGCGGUGGGGAAGGGGUCCCAAGUGCGGGGCCCCAGCCUGGGGUUGUGGAGCGGCCGGGGCAUAGGAGCACUGGAGGAGGAGUGGGGUCUCUGGGCAGCCCCGCGGGGCUCCCCUGCUGAGCGACAGGAAGGUGCUGGGCCCAGGAGACCGCUGGGGAAGGCAGACCAGUGUGGCCGGAUGAGGUCACGGAGAAGAGCCCGAAGCCUCGGCUCCCUCCUUGCCAUCCUGAGAAAGAAAAGCAACAAGGAGAGGGGUCUCUCAUCAGCAAGGGCACCGAAGGAUGGCAGAGACAAGACGGGGCUGCCCGGGAGCCAGCCCUGGGUGGGGGGAGGGGCGGGGCCGGAGGAACUCUUGAGCCCCGCUGAGUCGGCGCCCCCCCCCCCCAAGCCCAUUGUCCUGGACUGUGGACUGAACUUGGCUUCAGGCCGAAGUGGUGACCCUUGGAGUCGUUUUGACGUCUUGACGAACAGACCGUCUGCUCCCCGCCAGGCCGUAACCUUCCCAAAAUUCCCUCUCCUGCCAUUGCCGCUCCUCCCCUCCCCGCCGCCCCUGUCCACCCUUGUGCCGAUGGGGCACCCAUCCUUAAACUGCAACAGAGGGUGACUGUGGUUCUCCCACCACCAAGGCCACAGAUGGGAGCCCACCCUUGCGCUGUGUCCCCUCGCCACCCCACCCCCCUGCUGGCUCCUCUGGGAGCGUCCUCGUCCAGCCAGUAAGCCUUGCCCGUCAGCCUGGGACUCACCCGGAUGGAUACAGGGCCUUCAGCAGCUCGGGGCCGCGUGACGCCAGACUGACAAGGGCGCUGGACCUGUUCCGUGGUGUCUGUCUGUGGGUGGGGGAGGGGAGGGCGGGGUGUGCGAUCCCCUGAUUGUCAGCUUGUGUGCAGAGUCUUGUUCUGGAGCCGGGAAUAAAGCUUUCCCAGGGCA
Leopardus geoffroyi (Geoffroy's cat) is the source of this 2842-nucleotide messenger RNA. RefSeq names its product neurexophilin 3 (gene NXPH3). The record is from RefSeq and is a predicted model, not a curated record. Gene Ontology annotation, molecular function: signaling receptor binding. The transcript is spliced from 2 exons. Lineage: Eukaryota; Metazoa; Chordata; Mammalia; Carnivora; Felidae. Bases 898 to 1749 code for a protein of 283 amino acids.